GCAGCUCCAGCUCCUCUCGAUCCCGUGUGAGCAGCGGUGGAGGCGGCGCAGGCAGCUCCGGCCAGUGCGCGGCGGCGGCGGCGAGAAGGAUGCCCAGCCCUGCGCCUCCGCAGUGCUCCCUCUCCUUCCCGGCAUGCCCGACACCGGAGGAGCUGUGAGCAGCCGGACGGGGACCAGCCGACGAGCCCGCCUGCGCCCUGAAGCAGCCCAGAAGUGCCUCUCGCGCCCUGCCGGGAUGAAGCGGCUUCUCUAGAGCGGGGGGCUGGCUCUGGGCAGCUACGAGUGACGCCCAGGAGCCCGCGCCCGCGCCCCCGUCGCCCCUCCAUGGCGUGGCCCAGCAGGGGUCCUUGAUCGGGCUGGGUCGGGGCAGAGCCCCGCUCCGCUCCUGCUCCCGCGACGCACCAUGGGGUGGAGGCACCUCCUGUUGCUCCUGCCGCUCGCCCUCUACGCGCUGGCGCUCCUCCUGACCACGCAGGCGGCCGGCCCCCCACGGACACCCAAGGGCAACCGGACCCAGGGGGCGGCAGCGCCGCGGCGACCCUCCAGGCCGGCCAAGGAGCCGCUGAACCAGACGCUCGUCAGCACAGCGCCCUCUUCCGCGCUCGCCGGGAGCCGUGGGCGCAGUCCCGGCGGGGGGCCCGCGCAGGCCGCCUCCAGCGGCAGCGUGGGCAGCUCGAGCCCGGCCUACGAGACGUGCAUGGGCUACUACGACGUGAGCGGGCAGUGGGACAAGGAGUUCGAGUGCAACAACAGCCAGAAGGAUUUCCGCUACUGUUGUGGCACCUGCUACUACCGCUUCUGCUGCAACAAGCGCUCCGAGAAGCUCAACCAGGACAGGUGCCGCAACCAGGGCCCGCGGCCCAGCACAGACCCCAUGACCCCCGCCACCAGCAACGACGGGCCCGGAGAGAUUCCCAAUGGGUAUGACCCAAACGAGGACAACACGAACGCCACCGUCUACAUUUCUUGUGGGGCCAUUGCCUUUGUCGUCAUCGCGGGCAUUUUCGCCAAGGUGGCCUAUGACAAAGCGCGCCAGCCGCCGCAGGAGAUGAACAUCCACAGGGCUCUGGCUGAUAUCCUCCGGCAGCAGGGACCAAUCCCCAUAGCACACUGUGAAAGAGAGACUAUCUCAGCUAUAGAUACCUCCCCCAAAGACAACACACCUAUCCGAACUUCCUCCAAAAACCACUACACACCAGUGCGCACCUCCAAGAGCAACCCAGGUCACUAUGGGAAGGAUAUUUAUCGAAGUGGAGGUCCAGAUUUCCAUAAUUUCAUCUCCUCUGGGUUUGUCACGUUAGGAAGAGGACACAGCAAGGAUGACCAAGAACAAAAUUAUAACCGCCUGAUAUUAAGUCCUGCAAACCAGACACCUUCACAUGAAAAACCACGGAUGAACAGUAUCCUCACCUCUGCCACAGAGCCCUAUGAUCUGUCCUUUUCCAGGUCCUUCCAGAACCUCUCUCACCUUCCACCAUCCUACGAAUCUGCAAUCAAGACUAACCCAAGUAAAUAUUCUUCCCUGAAGAGAUUAACUGACAAGGAAGCUGAGGAAUAUUACUCAAGGAAAAGGCACCUUCCAGACUUAGCCGCCAGAGGGACCCUCCCUCUCAACGUCAUCCAGCUGUCCCAGAAACAGACCAACCAAAGGGAGCGGCCGCGCCGGGUGAUGCGGGCCAUGUCCCAGGACCGCGUGCUGUCCCCGGAGAGGGUCAUGCCGGAGGAAUUCAGCAUGUCUUACGAGCGGAUCCUCUCAGACGAACAGCUGUUAUCCACGGAGCGCCUCCAUUCCCAAGACCCGCUGCUCUCUCCAGAGCACUCUGGCUUUGCAGAGCAGUCCAUGUCGCGGGCGAUGUCUCACUCGGAUGUCUUUGUUUCGACGCCCGUCCUGGAUCGCUACCGGAUGACUAAGAUGCACUCCCAUCCCAGUGCCUCAAGUAACUUGUACAACACCUUGAGUAUGAACCAGACGUCUGCCAAGCGCCAAGCAUUUGCCUCCCGGAGACACAACACGGUGGAGCAGCUACACUAUCUCCCAGGUCACCACCACCACUACCGCACAGCCAGCAAGACGGAGGUGACUGUGUGAUCAGAGACACGGUGCGUUGCAGAUAGUCCAUCUGGACGGGGUGGCUUCAGUGCCCUACACUGCAGUGGCCUUAUGGCCAAGAUAACCUCUAAUCCCUCUUCCGACAGUCCUGUCUGUGUUGUUCUGAAAAUUCAUCUACAUGUUAUUGACAUAAGGCGGAAAAACAAAACCUGACUAAGGAGAAGUGAUGCAGGUAAGAUUUCCUGACAUGCUCAGUUUCUGUCAAAGAAAGCCUUUGGAGAUGGUGGCUCCUUUCAAGGAAUUGCCUGCCCCUGCUCUCCAGGGUGGGGGCGGGGGGCCGUGUGCGACCCUCCAGAUCUUCUUACCCACCGCUCCUGUUCCCUCUCCUACCCAGCAGAGCCAAUCGUGAGGGAUCCCAGGAACAGUGAGCCAGAAUGUCAAGAGGGCCGCUCUUGUGUUUGCCAAGCUGGUACUUUUUAAUGUCCAUCCCAACAAACCGAAAGAAACUCCCCCCAAAUUGGCAUCAUAUGGCAAACUUGGCAAGACUUCCCAUCAGGCAUGAUUGGAUUCAGUUGUGAUCCAAGCAUCUGCAAGGCGUUGGAUUUGGCCACAAAUGCCCAGCUAUAGUCUUGGCCGGGCACAGUGCCAGCUCAGACCCAUCCAAGGAAGUAGAAGGUGGCAACCCAUGUUGAUGUGAACAUGAUUCUUCCCGGUCCUGGGAGAAAUUAGCAUUUGGCUAACUAGGUUAAAACCAUGAUUGCCACAGUUGGAAAGCCACCUAGUUUUACAGGUAACUGAGAACAGAACUGCUCCACUGCCUAGAGUUGCCAAGCCUCUGGAUGGCAGAGGAAGCGAAAUGGGUUUGUUUAUAAGCACAAUUCUGCUGAUCAGGGUUUGCCAGCCCCCACCUCAUCUUCCAUCUGUCCUCAGAUAUAUAAAUCUCCAACAUGUAAAUACAUUUUUAAAUGGAAGUAGGACAGAGUUGCUUCUCUCCACAGCAAGAGGCACCCAAAAUCACACCCAUUUUUACAUAAUUUAACAACACACUAUUUUUAUGCCCAUGAUCUUGAGAUAGACAUAAUACCUUGGCAAUCCUGUACUCAUUUGCCUGGAAGUAGUCCCCACCAAAUGUAAGAGGACUUACUUCUGAAUAAAUAUAUAUAAUCGCUUGCCGGUGGUUACAAGUUACGUAGUGCAGCUGUAGACCAGUUGCCAUUCUGGGAACAGUUGACCACCAUCUUUGCUUGGCUUCUUCUCAGCUGCAGCUUGCUGCCAUGUACCCUGGUGAGAUCCUCACGAAGAACAGCCCUUUUUCAGAAUUUCCCAGAGAAAGAGAUGGAAAGACUCUUCCCCAUUACCCCCACUUCCAUACCCAUAUGACCCGAUGCCAUGUUUGGACUGCCACCCUUGCCGCACCCCAAUCCCAUCCAGCAGGUGGAGCACUUGCACAACCGCCGUGCAGCCGUAAUUAGACACCAGGUGUCUGUGAAAAGCCUUUCAGAGAAAUGUUUGUAGGUCCAGCGUUGGCUGGAUUUUAUAUAGAGUGGAUAGAUGUUAAUUCUACGUAACAAGUACAUUGCGACCCCUCCCUUCCUUCCCUGCCUGGCCCCGGCUGCAGCAGUGGAGUGCGAUGGCACAUGUUUCCGUGAGAUGUGGGCUCAGCCCGUGGGGAGCUGGCACUUGCCCUGUUCCGAGAACACGUGCCAACAGCCCCCCGGGUCCUUGCAUCAGAUCCCGCCGAGCCUGCCCGGCGGAACAUGGAUCAGCACUCCCCGACUCCGUGGCCAGCUCUGGCAAUCCCGAAAUUCCCCCUCAUCCGAUUUUGCUCAGGUGGCUUUGCACUUGGGAGUUAUCUUCUCUGCAUUUUUCAGAGAGGCACACAUGUGAGAAAGUGAUCCGCCUGUUCCAUAACGACGACUUCCUUUCCAGCACUAAUCAAGCGCAGCCUUGGGGCUGCUUAUACCACUAUGUUACGCUUAGAGACUGCAGGCCGGAGCCUUCGGAAACCUGCGCUUUGCUUAACAGAAACUGGGCUGGGUAGGAAAGCCGCAAUGGGCGCCCCACCCCUGGCUGUCGCCCCUGCCCCGCCCUCGGGCGACAGGCGUGAGCUCUGGCGUGGUCGGGGCCCACUGCCGUGCAUCCGAGUAAGGCCACGGCAUGGUGUGAGACCCACACGCGGCAACACGAGGCAUUUCUCGCCCCCAGAUUCGCUGUCUUCAAACACCGCUGUGCCCGCAGUGGACACAGCGGCACCCAGACAGCUCCUCGCCCGCAGGAGGCCUGCCAUCUCGAAUGCUGCGCGUGUGGCUUGGGUGUCUCCGUUACGUCAGCCGCGGGCGCGCUGGUUGCAUGGCUGCAGCAGAGAGCAGGGCUGCGGGCCUUUGACUUGCCGAAGCAAAGAGCAACGGGACCCUGCCACGGAUGAGGCCAGCCUAGGUGCAGGAGUAGCAGGGCAUUUCCAGGUGGCGCUGAGGGGUUCAGUGGUUGCCUCUGUUUCCCACGGUCACGCCACACAUCCAUCCGAGCUCCCUUCCGGGGUGGGGGGGGAGUGCGCAGACACCUGCCCACCCAAGCCUGUCCGGCCCGUUUUCAGGCCACCUCCCGACCUGCCGCUUUGACCUGUCACCUGCAAAGCAGGACCGGUUUCCGCUCUUCCUGCCUGCUUGGCCCUCUCAGUGUGUGACUCGAGCACCGUGGCUGAGAGGUUCACCGGCCACUGUGACGCUGCAGUGACGGGAUGGCCCCCAGCCCUGCAGAGGUGCUCAUGGAGGACAAAGCUACCUGUGGCUACUGGUCCUGAUGGCUCUCUGCUACCUCCGGUGUUAAGGGCAGCAGGCCUGUGCACACCAGUGGCUCCAGAACGUGGAUGGAAGGGCGCUGGUGCACUCGCGUUCCACGUGGGGCUCCCACAGGCACCUACUCAGCCACUGUGUGAAGAAAAUGCUGGACUGGUUGGACUUUGGUCAGAUUCAGCAGGGCUCUUCCGACAUCCUUCAGCUUUUCUGGGGCAACGGUGCUGCCCGCAGAAAAUACAAACUAGGCCUUGGUCUCUCGACAGCUAAUGUUUCCUAUAUGACUCACCAGCACAUCCUUCUGUAUAAGCCCUCUGAGGACAACGUUCAGCCAUAGUGGUGCACUCAGGGUGGUGACGCUGCUAAGGUCACCUCUGCCCGGGUUUGGAUGUAGGGCUUGAAAGCGACGGACUGGCGUGUUCCGGAGGUUGCUCUUGGUGGGCAGGUGACGUGGGCUGCUGCGAUUCCUUUGUGGCCUCCUCAACUGGAGUUCUUGUCUCACAUCCACGUAACAUUUAGAUGGCUGUCCCUUCAGCCCAGACAGAGGAGCUAUUGUUCCUCCACACUGAGGGAGACAGGGGGAGCUAACGCAGUGUAGAUAGACAAAGUGUCCUUCAAGUGCUGGUAAUACCAAAUAUUUUGCAUCUUGCCUAAGUACAAUGCUGUUAGGGAGUGUUCAUUUAUGUAUAACAUUAUUUUUAUCCCAGUCUUUCAAGUGUCUAGUGCCCAGGGCAGCUCACAGUAGGUUUUUUUUUUUUAAAUUCAAAUUCAGCAACUCAGAACAAUUUAAGCAAUAUCCUAUGAUCCAAAAACAGUCUAGUAUAGACAGAGGCAGCAAACAAAACAACAAAGCAAAUGAAAUGGAAUGCCUGUCUGCACAAAAGAAGUCUUCAGGUGGCUGUGAAAAGGCUGGCCAGGUGAGAGCCAAACAGAGCUCUUGAGGCAGGGAGUUCCACAGGGGAGUCCUCCCUCGUCCCUAGCAAGCACAGGAUGACAGGCAAGAGAGCCUCUUCCAUUGGUCUCAGGGAGCAGGCAGCGCUUCGGGUGUCUCCAUCUCCGAGCAUGAGGGCUUCAAAAAGUCACAGCCAGCACUUGGAUGGGAGCCCAGCCCUGAGGAGGGGCCUGGCACAGCACGGACGCAAAGCAGCCACAUUCAAAGGACCAGCAGCCCCGCUGUGAAACUUCUCUGCAGCGUUUUCCACGUGUUUCCAGCCCUUUUUUUAAAGGCAGCCCCCUGUAGUCUUAGGGAUGCAGGUUAAAUGUCAUUCUUGCCACUUAACUAAACUGGAUAUCCUAGCCCUUUAAAAAAGGUGGAUACAGCUUUUUUUCCCCUUAAGAUAUUAUGGAGUAAGUCCCACCUGGUUUCAGAUGUUUUCUUUUAGCUGAAAAUUUGAAGACUCAAUUAUCUUGAGUCUUCAAAUAGAUUAGAUUUCAUAACUGUGAGUAUGGGCUGAGAGCUGGAACAAGCAACCGAGAGGACAGAGUUUUGUUGUGGCUUAUCCUAAAUUAAGGACAGUCCGGUCCUUAUGUGGGUUGUCCAAAUCCUGACCUUGUCUAGCAUUGCAGCUGACCAAGUGUAGAUAAGGUACAAGUUGUCAUGUCAGCACUUCUAGCUUCGUGGGAGACGCCCAGAUAAAGAGGUCCACCUUUCCUCCCUUGCUUUCAAACAGAUUGUUCCUCACUCACGACCCAUGGGUUUAAUUUCCUACUUGCGUUUUUCUGCUAGAACUAUCUCAUGGCCUUCAUUCAGAAGAACAGCAGAAAUGUCCAUACUGUGAUCAGAAGAACCAGAAUUCCUUGGUGACUUCUUAGAUCAUUUUUUUGAUCUGCAGGUUUUCAGAAAACAUUCAGGUAGAGCUGGGAUGAACCGAACAUGGACAACCAACUGUUUGGGACCAACUCCCAGAAACAGCUCCCAGUAGGACCAGUGAUCAAACAUGCUGGGAGCUGAAAUUCAAAACAUCUGAAGCCCAGCCCUAAGGGUGGAGCUUUCUAGAUGUUUUGGCCUACCACUUCCAUCCACCCCUAGCCAACAAAGCCAGUGGUGAGGGAUGAUGGCUGUUGAAGGUCUAAACAUCUGGCAGGCCACAAAUUUCCAGUCCUGAACUAAACAGAUGUUUCAACAGGGCAUAGAGAGCAGGACAUUUGGACUGUAGUUCUGUAAGGCUACACACACACAAACAUACACAUGAAGACUUACACUUGCAUCCAAGAGUAGGGAAGUGUGGUGGUCUGACAAUGAUUUAUAUAGCUGAACAGGCAAGUAAGUUUUAACUGAAACUGGAACUCACCCAUGCAGUACCCCAGUGCAAACUUCCAAGUCAUCUCUGGUUGCAUGCACAGCUCAAUCAUGCAGUCUUUUUUGAGUCAUUUCAGCCCAGCCGGCCAACAAAUGCAGUCAGUCUGGCUCCCUCGGAAGUGUUGCUGUAUGGAAGAUGUUUUUGCUGCGUUCACAUUUUAUAUUCGGAGGUUUGUCUUUAUUUUCUUAUUUGACUACCACCUUGACUUUUUGCUGUUUUUAGUCUGGAGUGGAUUAGACUCAUGAAACCUUUUGGGAAUACCCGGAAUACACAAUGUACAAAAAAAAAAAAAACACCCUCAGACUACAGCCAUGGGUGGUUUCUCCUGUGUUUAUCACAUACCCUACACCAGGGAUAGGAGAGGGAUGGCCCUCUAAAUGUUGCUAGACAUCAACUCCCAUCAGCCCCAGUCAGUAUGAUCAAUGCUCAGGGAUGAUUGAAGUCACAGGCCAACAACAUUUGUAAGGUCAAAGAUCCAACAAAUUCAAGGAGCGUGAUAUUUUGUUGGGUCUUGUUCAAAUAUUUAUCAGUCCAUUAGGAGAGGGUGGGCGGGGUGAGGAGAGAGAGAGAGCUGAACCCAUGAACUCAGGAAUGUAAUAUCUUGGAAUGAACAAUCGUAAGUAAGCCCUUGAUGCAGAGAACUAUUGGAACGGCCCUUGUAUAUCGGCUGUGUCUACAGGAAGUGGCAUUUCCUCCAUGGAGAAAAAAUACUUCCGCAUGCAUGCUGGUAUUCCAUUCUUAAACUCUAAGGAGGGACAGGGUGCAAAAAGAGCGCUUGCAAAUUUCCUCCUCCUCAGAUGUUAUUCUGAAUAACUACUCCUCCUCUACUUACCAGCACUUCUGGGCAACAUAUACUAAGGGCAGCCCAUAAACUUGCGUAUCCAGCUGCCCAACACAGAGCGGUCACUGCAGCAAAGAAGCUGCAAUGAGCAGCCAAACGAUUCUGACAUGGGACCGGAGGGACAGAGGGCAAGUCUGCCUGUGAGCCUGGCCCGGGAGAUAGAGAUCAUCUGGGCUUCUUUACAGAAAUGUCUGUCUUGAGAUGCCCAUCCCUCACUCACCUCAGCUUCUUGUUUCUUUUCAUGGUCAAAUGUUAACCAAAAUGUUAAUCCAAGGCUGAAGUGAGAGCAACAGAAAAGAGCCCCCAGAUAAUGAGCUUUCUGAUCUAGGUGCAUUUUGAGAGGCGUGACAGUGUAAAUAUCCCCUUCGCAUAUGGAAGUGCCCGAAGGUCUAAAGUCACUGCAGCCAGGCAAUGACACGAGAGCAGCAUGGAAGAAAAGAGAGAGGAAUGUGGUUAAAAUCGUUCUGUUUCGUGAGCAGGGGUUGUUGAUUCAAAACUGCCACAUGAACCACUCAUCCUAGCUAUCCUUGACUGUAUAGAAGGUACAGAUCUCAUGAGAAACACUCUUGCCUGCCGAGUAAUAUUAAUGAAGACAAGACGGACAUUCUAUCCUAUGUGACUCAUUAGCCGUUCUCAAUUUCCCUAGUAGGGGACCAGACCAGACCUCCACGGAAAGCUCUUUGAGGCAUCUGCAUUCAUGUUUCAUGGGGAUUAAAAUUUCAGGGGAGAGUUGACUGGAAUAAAUCCGCAGAAAAGCCUUAGCAAUAAUUUGGGGUGGGGUUGGUUCUCAGUAAUGUGUGUUGAAUGUUCAUUGCUAAUAUGAUGACUUAGCAUUGUACCUGAGGUGUCUUCAUGGACUCGUAGUGGGAGCUGGUGGAAUCAGUUGCCCUUCAUCUGCUGGAGGCCUGUGGGAGGAAGGGAGAUGGAUGCAUUCUGUUCUUAUAAUAUUUAUGUAAAUCUGGGGGGUGGGUAUAAAAGACCCAUUAUCUCAUUAGUUAGCAAAACUGGCAUUUGGUGUCUCUUUCGUGACCUUUCAUGAGUUGUGGAUGGUCUCACCACUGGUGUGGAACCAUGCCUUACUGUUGCUCUAACCACGUGCUUAGCAGCCGCAGCUUCAAGCCUUCAUUCCACAUGUGUACGAGGGAUUCUUUAGCAAGAGUUUCUUCCCUCUGAGGAAGCCAAGUCGUAUUCUAACCAGCUUCAUUUGGGGGCUCUGUUUCCUGAAGGGAAGGUUGAAUGUCCAACCCUCUUUGUGCUUUAGCCCAGUUUAUGGAAUCCAUGUUUAUUCUCCAGUAGUUCUGAUGAGGAAGUACAUUUGUAUCUGUACCUUUGCACAGACUCUUGGUUACGCAUUAAGCUUCAAGGCAGCAGUAUUUGACUGUUUUUCUCUGUAUUAUCCUUGUUGUUAUACUUACCUGUAAAAGCACAUUCUGUAGGUACUGUAAACAAAACUAUUACCGGUUUAGUAAAAAUUUAGAGUCUUAAGGAUUUUUUCCACUUUUGUCAGUAACAAAUAUUUAUGGAUUCAGAAAUAAAGGAAUUUCAGCAGAAAAAAA
This is a messenger RNA of Varanus komodoensis (Komodo dragon), 9539 nucleotides long. RefSeq names its product shisa family member 6 (gene SHISA6). The coding region runs from base 404 to 2089 and encodes 561 amino acids. Gene Ontology annotation, cellular component: AMPA glutamate receptor complex; dendritic spine membrane; postsynaptic density. Lineage: Eukaryota; Metazoa; Chordata; Lepidosauria; Squamata; Varanidae. The transcript has 7 exons. Gene Ontology annotation, biological process: regulation of AMPA receptor activity; regulation of short-term neuronal synaptic plasticity. The record is from RefSeq and is a predicted model, not a curated record.